UUCACAAUCACAUUUACUGGCUUACUCAGCGCCAGCAAGCUUUAGUUUAACUUUCAAAGCCGCAAGAGUAACAAGUUCGUCGCUCUGUAUAAAAAUCCCAAAGAAAUAUAUAAAUUUCCACUCAUAGAUUUCGAUUGAAUAUACGCGGUGGUGUCUAGUCAUCUUUUUUCUGCAGUUAGAAAAGCAGAAUACAUUUUAUUCCUCUAAUAAAUCGAUAAAUUCGUGGGAGAAAAAUGUCCGAAGAAGCAGAUCUGAGUAAUCAAGACCUCUACUCAUUGGAAGCCAAUUUGGUUAACAAGUCGAUGCGAGAAUUGGCAAAUGGCGAGGAGAAAGAUCCAAUUACCAAAUUACGUUUGUUGUGUCUGAGUCGAGGGGCAACUGGUAUUGUCGGUUUGGGCAGAGCUUUCCGCAAUAUGGACGACGAUGGCAGCAAAGCACUGAACGAGGAAGAAUUCAUCAAUGGCAUACGUGAGACGGGUUUAGAUGUAAGCGACGAGGAAAUCAAGGAGAUGUUCAAGUGUUUCGAUGAAGAUGGCAGCGGUUCCAUUAACAUGACAGAGUUUCUAUUGAAAUUGCGGCCACCGAUGUCGCAGUGCCGUCUAGACGUCAUCCAUCAAGCUUUCGCCAAGAUGGACAAGUCCGGCGAUGGCGUUAUUACUGUGGAUGACUUGAAGAAUGUCUACUCAGUGAAAGAGCAUCCGAAAUUUCAGAGUGGCGAGUUGAGUGAAGAUGAAAUACUGACGGAAUUUUUGAAUAAUUUCGAGGGUGGACGUGGAAAUUUGGAUGGAAAGAUCACCAAAGAAGAAUUCGAGAACUAUUAUGCGACCAUUAGCGCCUCCAUUGACAACGAUAUGUUCUUCGACCUGAUCUUGAGACGUGCCUAUGCUUUGUAAAUCAACUUUCCAAGUUAACCGAUGACGCAUUGAAGUCUCGCAGUGUUUCAGUAUUUAAGAAUCUCUACUAGUUUUAGAUUUCACUACUUUGUAUGUUUUAUGUUGUGAAAAACUGAAAAUGUAUGUCUACAUAUAGUAUACGAUGAUUUCGAUCGAUGUAAAUUAAUUAUCAUAAAUAUAAAUUCACUCUUUGCUUAUAAUUUCCAGCAAGCAAAAUUAUAAA
Messenger RNA from Bactrocera dorsalis (oriental fruit fly), 1116 nucleotides. RefSeq names its product calcyphosin-like protein. Bases 234 to 893 code for a protein of 219 amino acids. Gene Ontology annotation, molecular function: calcium ion binding. The record is from RefSeq and is a predicted model, not a curated record. Lineage: Eukaryota; Metazoa; Arthropoda; Insecta; Diptera; Tephritidae. The transcript is spliced from 6 exons.